AUGCAGGGCCACAGAAGGUGCUUGAAACUCUUUCUUGCAUUUGCGCUGCUUUUGCUACAGUUCGCCAAAGGAGGAGAGGUGGACCACAGUCAGAAGGAUACUAACGUGACCAGAAGGUGCAAAGAGAGGGAGAGGAAAGCACUCCUUGCAUUCAAGCGUGGCCUGGUGGAUGAUCACAAUCUCCUCUCUCCAUGGAGUUCCGAAGCCCAGAAACAAGAUUGUUGCAGAUGGAUAGGAGUCUCUUGUAGCAACCAAACAGGUCAUGUUGUUGGACUUGAUCUUUCAAACGAUGUUCUAGGCGGAUUUGACAUUUUGCGAGGUAAGAUGAUUAGUCCUAAACUGAUUGAGUUGCAGCAUUUACAACAUUUGGACCUCAAUGAGAUUAAUUUCACUGGGAGCCAAUUUCCAAAUUUCAUUGGUUCUCUAACCAAUUUAAGAUACCUUGAUCUGUCUUCGACUAAUUUGGGAGGCAAGUUUCCAAGUCAGGUCGGAAAUCUUACGAACUUGGUGUAUCUGGACUUAAGGGGUAUGACUUUACAAAUGUAG
Molecule: messenger RNA, 546 nt
Organism: Prunus persica (peach)
Lineage: Eukaryota; Viridiplantae; Streptophyta; Magnoliopsida; Rosales; Rosaceae
Product: receptor-like protein 12
Exons: 1
Coding region: 1-546 (181 amino acids)
Molecular function (GO): protein binding
Source: RefSeq, a predicted model, not a curated record